This is a messenger RNA of Geodia barretti, 963 nucleotides long. NCBI's taxonomy places the organism in Eukaryota, Metazoa, Porifera, Demospongiae, Tetractinellida, Geodiidae. The record is from the annotation of a GenBank genome assembly.
AUGCGGAAGAUUCUCGCGGAGCGGCUGUUCCCCGUGGACACCCUUCGGUUGCUGGCUUCCGAGCGGUCCGCCGGCCAGCGGCUCGCUUUCGGUGGCCGGCAGAUUCCGGUGGAGGUGCUGGACGACGAUUCUUUCGAAGACAUCGACAUCGCGCUGUUCUCGGCGGGUUCGUCGGUCAGUGCCCGGUAUGCCCAGGCGGCGGUGGACGCCGGCGCCGUGGUCAUCGACAACACCAGCCAUUUCCGGAUGGACGACGAGAUCCCGUUGGUGGUUCCGGAAGUCAACGCUUACAAGAUCGCCGACCACGCCCACCGGGGCAUCAUCGCCAACCCCAACUGCUCCACCAUCCAGAUGGUGGUGGCGCUGAAGCCCUUGUACGACGCCGCGGGCAUCACCCGCAUCGUGGUGUCCACCUAUCAGUCGGUGUCCGGAGCCGGACGCCGGGCCAUGGAGGAACUCGGCAAGCAGACCGCGGCGCUGUUCAACAGCCAGGAGGUGGAGUGCGAGCAGUUCCCGCAUCAGAUCGCGUUCAACUGCAUCCCGCACAUCGAUUCGUUUCUGCCCGACGGUUACACCAAGGAAGAGGUGAAGAUGGUCCAGGAGACCCGCAAGAUUCUGGACGACCCGGAAAUUCGCAUCACCGCCACCGCCGUGCGCGUGCCCGUCUUCUGCAGCCACUCCGAAUCCAUCAACGUCGAGACCCGCACCAAGCUGUCGGCGGGCGAUGUCCGCGCCAUCCUCAGGGAGGCUCCCGGGGUGUUGCUCCAGGACGACCCCCAAGGCAACGACUACCCCCUCGCCACCCAGGCUACGGGCAAGGACGCCACAUACGUCGGGCGCAUCCGCGAGGACGAUUCCGUCGAGAACGGGAUCAAUCUAUGGGUUGUCGCCGACAACCUGCGCAAAGGCGCGGCCUUGAACGCGGUGCAGAUCGCCGAGAUCCUGAUCCGGGACUACCACUGA